Molecule: messenger RNA, 1866 nt
Organism: Lolium perenne
Lineage: Eukaryota; Viridiplantae; Streptophyta; Magnoliopsida; Poales; Poaceae
Product: CST complex subunit STN1
Molecular function (GO): nucleic acid binding
Source: RefSeq, a predicted model, not a curated record
CCCACGGCUCACGGAGACAAGUGAACGAGUUCGCUCAAAAUUCAAAAACCAAAAAAUUCUCUCGUAGACACGCCGCCGCCUCCUGCUCCGGCCCCGCCGGCUUCUCACCGUCGAGACCAUCGACCGUGGCGCCGCGCUUCUCGUCGUACGCCCGGCGAGCGCCGCGCUGGUUCCCGUGAUUCGAUGGACGACUGAGUUAACGCCAUCCCUGUUUGUUAAGCCCUAGGCCACCCGCGAUCGCGGCGCUUCUCCACCGGCAGAGUGAGCAUGGACUCCCUUCAUCUCAUCCACGUGAAGCUUCUAGCCGCCGACCUUCUCUCGCUAACUGCCCGACACACAUCGCCGCCUUCCUUUGUUCGCUGUGGCCGUACCGUUGCGCGCGCAGAGGUCGUCGGGGUUGUGGUUUCGCGUGAUCGCAGGGAGAAGUUUCUCCGCUUCCUGGUUGACGAUGGCACCGGCUGUGUUCCAUGUGUCCUCUGGCUGAACCACCACUACAUGAAUGCAAACAGUCCAUCCGGGGCAGUGGAUUCUGAUCCAACUGGAGAAAUGGCGUUGAAGAUGUCGGAGCUGGUGCGCCUGGGCACUCUGUUGAGGGUUCGAGGGAGGAUCGUCAUGUACCGUGGAGCAACCCAGAUUUCUGUUAGAGACGUGGUUCUGGAGAAGGACCCUAAUGUGGAGGUUCUACACUGGUUGCAGUGUGUUCACUUGGCCAAGGAAUGUUAUGAUUUACCACCGCCUUCUGCUUGAGGUCUGCAUGUGAGGAUUUCAUGCUAUGUAAUGAUCACAGUCUACAGUGUUUCUUACAAGGCGAUCCAGUGUCUUUAUGACAAACCUUGUUAAUUAAAUUUAUUUUGAGGUUGAUUGUGUUUGAUUUACUUCAUUUUAAAACUAGUGUCAUUGGCAACUGCCUUAUGACUUAUGAGGUCUAACGCAGAGGCUCCUAGUGACAGGACAACUGCACUUCGGGCGAAGUAAUGUGUGGAUAUUGACUCUGAAUGGAUAGUAUUAUAACUGGCUUCAUAAAAUUUACAUUCCCGUUUGAGAAGUCAAUAUAUCUGGCAACAAUGGUGAAUUCCCAGGAGGAUGCAAACAAAGACGACUAAAUGAGUUAGAAAGAAGUUAAAUAAAAGAAGCACCAGUUAGAUAUCUAUUCAUGAAAUUAUAGAUGGGGAGCUCUAUUGUGAUUUGAAUCAUCAACUCAAGUUAUAGUUGGCCAGGCCCAGAUUGUUGGUGGCAAAGACACAAAAGGCCUGAAUGAAAAUAAAUCACCAGGGAUAGAUAUCAUUUAUCUGGUUCCCGAUACCGGUUCUGUGGACAGAGGUAGCAGACCAGAGAGGACUAAAGCAAAAUACAAUUCAUAGGCCUUGAUUCCUGCCAGCUGCCAGAGUAUUAGAAAAGGUACUAAGGAUGAUGUCUACAGCGAAGUUAUUAAUUCACAUUCACAUCAUAGAUAAUUUUCUGUUGAUUAUACAUGUUGUUGUGCGUAUCUGCACAAUAUCCCCUUAAGAUCAUAUGUACAUUGUUGCUCCCUGAAUAUAGAGCUAUUAAUUUUCUCUUUCACAGUUCUGACUUCUGAAUAAACUUGUGUCUUAUUUGGAUUCAACAAUGUUUACAAAAAUCAAUUAAUCAUGUACUAGUAGUUUGGCAUCAUGGAAUUUGAUUCAUUCUCUGCCAGCUAGCCAUAACUUCUGAUCUUGGACAGUAGACUAAUGUAAACAUGUUUCGUAUUCAAGGUAUAUACAUAUUUGCACGCAGCGGUCAAAACUAGUACUGUUCUUUCAUCUCGAUGGCGUGGGGUCUGAGGGUCUCACCAUCAGUCAUAUCCUCACUAGUAACACUUAUGGAACUUGUAGACUUCAGUGCAAA